AUGGAUUCCCUUUAUCCAUCUACGUUUCUCUCUCUUCUUCCGGUCAUCAUAUUCUCAAUAGAUAACAUCAAAAUAGCUGCAACUUUUUGCCUCACGUCUUCUUCUCAUGAUGACGUCAUCAAGUCUUUUGCAGCAUCUCCCGAGAAGCUCCGCCCACUUUUCUUCGUCUCCGUCGUCUUCGUUAUUUCGGACGAUCAAGGACAAAUGUUACUACAGCUACUACCGCUUCUGAUACUUCUGACAACGUCAGAUUUCGUGAACGGUUGUGUUUACAAAGGAGAGAAAUAUAAGAGUGGAGAUACUUGGGUCGCCCGUUCUACAUUUGUUCUUCGAUGUGAAAUCACAAAAAAUGGAUGGAAAACUACAGUAGUCGGAUGCCGAACUGAGGAAGGUGUCCAAGUGUUGCCGGGUCAGACAGUUCACGAGAGAAAUACGAAGUACGAAUGUAUCAAGGAAAAAGAUGGAACUGUCGAGAUCAGAAGAACAUUGAAUAUCAAGAGAAAGAAGAGUUGUGGAGAUCAUUCGAUCGGAGAUUCAUGGGUAUUCGAGAAGAGUUUCAUGGCUAGAUGCACGGAGAAAGGAGUUCAAAUCUCGGAUUGUAUUUCUGAUUCUGGAAUUCCUGUUCCAUUGAACGGAUCUUUGGUUUUGAGUGGAGUCAAAUAUGAUUGCGUGAUGGAUUCAAACGGGAAAGUUUCACUUCACAGAGAUGCUGCUCCACAACAAAAUGUAGCUCAGAGAGCAACAACGUUGAGUCCGGUAGAGAUCCUUGGUCCAAUGUUCAAGAACUUUGGAGCCAUGGAUGUUGAUGAUCUUCUCUCAUCAAAGCCUGCUGACCCUGUUCAAGAAGUUCCAGCCGCUGAGCAAAUGAUGGAGAGUCCGGAGACUACCUGUGAUUUCGAAGGGGCGAAUAGAAAGGCUGGGGAUGUUUGGGUUUCUGACGGAAUCUUCACAAAGAAAUGCACUGAUGAUGGAGCCACAGUUAUUCUGAACUGUAUCGUUGAUGACAAGACAAUAAUCAAUGUGGAUACUGAAUUAACACUCGGAAAGAAGGACAAGAGUAACGAAAGCACGAAUCGUAAAAUAAAAUUAACAAUGCGAUUGACUUCUUUGGUUGGAAUCCUGAUUUCAAACACCGCUGAAUACCUAAGACGAGAAAAUCAUGAUUCUCCAGAGAUUAAAGAUAGUUGA
This is a messenger RNA of Caenorhabditis remanei, 1188 nucleotides long. RefSeq lists its product as uncharacterized. The record is from RefSeq and is a predicted model, not a curated record. NCBI's taxonomy places the organism in Eukaryota, Metazoa, Nematoda, Chromadorea, Rhabditida, Rhabditidae. The transcript has 8 exons. Bases 1 to 1188 code for a protein of 395 amino acids.